AUCCAAGGGGCAUUCACGAUAGCAGCCCAAGAACUUUUUCUGCAGGUAGGGGAAAAUACUGGGAUGCCUAGUCUCCCGUAUUCCCCAUUCCUGGGCCUAUAAAAGUCGGCACCUUUGCAGUUGUGGCUGUUAUGUAUUUUCCAUCUCUUUCACUGACAUUUCUUUCCCUUCACAAUGGCACCUCAUCCAUUAGACAUCCUCUCAGCAGAGGAGACCAACAGUGCCCGUGACCUCAUCCUAGGUCUCCAUCCCGACGCCGUGUUGAGCUUUCGUGAGAUAUACUUGGACGAACCGCCAAAAGAGCAGCUCAUCCAAUACUUGUCCGCGGAGCACUCUGGAAAGGAUGCUACUCCCCUACCUCGACGUGCUCUGGUACAGUACGACGUCAUCGGGACCGAUAGGGUCCCCCAGUUUCAUGAAGCCAUUGUCGACCUCGACGAACAAAAAAGAGUCUCACAUGUGGUAGUUGACAAAACUCAGCAUGCGAGUUUGACACUUUCGGAAUUUGACACUCUUGUUGAGGUCUGCACGGCCUCUCAGAUGUUCAAAGAUGUCUGUGCCGAGUUUUCUCUUCCCGAGGGGUUCGAAGUCAUCGUCGAACCGUGGCCCUACGGUGGAUUGUCCCCAGACGAGGAGAACCGACGCUACUUUCAAGGCCUGUGCUUUGCUCGAGACACGAGAUCUGGCAACCCUGACUCGAAUUUCUACGCCUAUCCUUUGCCUUUCAUACCUGUCAUGGACGCGCACAAAAGAGAAAUCAUCCGAAUUGACCGACUUGCAACCGGUGGCAAAGGGGAUGCACUGGAUGCAAAGACCUACGCCAAGAACAUCAUCGACCAUUGCAAGACCUCAGAAUAUGUUCCCGAGCUCUUGAAGAACGGCACACGGAAGAACCUUAAGCCUCUCAAUGUGCUCCAACCGGAAGGUCCUUCGUUCUCUGUAGAGGGGGGUCUGAUCGAAUGGCAAAACUGGAGAUUCCGUGUGAGCUUCAAUCCCAGAGAAGGAGCAGUCAUACACGAUGUCCAUUUUGGCGGCAGAAGCGUGAUGUACAGAUUGAGCAUUAGCGAAAUGACUGUUCCUUAUGCGGAUCCUCGUGGGCCUUUCCCUCGCAAACAGGCAUUCGACUUUGGCGAUGGCGGAGCUGGAAACUGCGCCAACAACCUCUCCCUGGGGUGUGACUGCCUCGGGGUCAUCAAAUACUUUGACGGCGUCGUCACUGGCCCCGAUGGUACCGCCAAAACCGCACCCAACGUCAUAUGCCUCCACGAACAAGAUAACGGUAUUGGCUGGAAGCACACAAAUUGGCGGACAGGACGUGCUGUUGUCACACGGUAUCGUGAGCUUGUUGUCCAGUUCAUCAUUACGCUGGCAAAUUACGAAUACAUCUUCGCGUACAAGUUCGACCAGGCGGGUGGGAUCACUGUGGAAACUCGGGCAACGGGCAUCGUGUCAGUCGUCAACAUCGACCCAGGAAAGACCAGUCCAUACGGAAAUGUCGUGUCACCUGGCGCGUUAGCACAGAACCAUCAGCAUGUUUUCUGUGUCCGCAUCGACCCGGCCAUCGACGGAUACAAGAACACAGUCUUGGCAGAAGAGUCACAUCGCGUGCCCAUCAACAAAACGACAAAUCCACAAGGAAACUUUUACGAAGUCCGGCAGACGGUCAUCAAUCGGAGCCAAUCUCUGGACGCCGCUCCACAGCAUAACCGGAUUAUCAAAAUGGUCAAUCGGAGCAAGACGAACCCCAUAAGUGGGAAGCCGGUCGGCUAUAAAUUCACACCAGCGGCAACGCAAUUGCUGCUUGCGGAUCCCGAUUCGGUCCAAUCCAAGCGAGCACUAUUCGCACAACAUCAUAUCUGGGUGACCAAACAUCUCGAUGGCGAGCUGUACGCAGGGGGCAGAUAUACUUUGCAGAGCCAAAAUGAAAUCGGCGGUGUUGCUGACGCCGUGGAGCGCGAUGAGGUGGUCGAGGAUGAGGACGUCGUCGUCUGGAAUGUGUUUGGGCUGACCCAUAAUCCCAGAGUGGAGGAUUGGCCUGUCAUGCCGGUCGAAAUCCACCAGCUGCACAUCAAGCCCACGGAUUUCUUCACGGAGAACCCGGCAAUCGACGUGCCGUCGACGAAGAACGAAGCCUCUGUGUUGACAAAUGGGAGUGCGCAUUCUCAGAACGGUUGCUGCAAAUGAGACUACGGCCUUUUGCAAUAGUAGCGAGAAUAGUUCUGUAUGAUACCUACAUUAUGUAGUUGACUGGUCAGAGGCUGAAAAAUGACGGAAAGGAUGAACAAAAUGCAAGCACCGAAUUCGCCGUAUCCGGCUAGCGUAUUCUCGAUAUUGCGCUAACUAUUUGUGGGAUAGCGCGUUACUCCUCGAUAGUACCAAAACGGGUGACUAACGUGCUCGGCAAUAUCAAUGCUAUACUAGAGUUUAUCGCCGUUGUGAGGCUAUGAUUAAGCUUCAGAAUGGCGUUUCCUGA
Messenger RNA from Cladophialophora immunda, 2473 nucleotides. Its product is annotated as copper amine oxidase 1. Bases 175 to 2184 code for a protein of 669 amino acids. Lineage: Eukaryota; Fungi; Ascomycota; Eurotiomycetes; Chaetothyriales; Herpotrichiellaceae. Gene Ontology annotation, biological process: amine metabolic process. The transcript is spliced from 3 exons. Gene Ontology annotation, molecular function: copper ion binding; primary methylamine oxidase activity; quinone binding. The record is from RefSeq and is a predicted model, not a curated record.